AUGACGUCAGAAGCUGCGCCGGAAGUGCUGCGCUGCCCCCGCCCAAGCGACUCCUGCCUCGACGUCACCAUCCGCGCGCCCGGGCAGGUGGGGAGGGGCGGCUCUGGGCUGCGGCUCCGCCGGGCCCUGCCGGGUCUCGUCGCCUUCGACUCCGGGAGAGGCCGAAGGGUCGCCCUGAGGUGCUGCCAGGGGGACCUCUGCCAGCCUGAGGAGGACCCUCCCCCCUCGGGGCUGCUCUGCUGGGGCUGUGACGGCCCCGACGCCCCCCAGGGCUGCGACCCCCGAGUGGUGCCGUGUGGGGGGGGCCGGACCCGCUGUGCCACCGCCAGGACCUACGGUUCUAUGGGGCUGCAGUGCCUGAGCUGUGGGUCCCAGGACGGUCGCUGUCCCGAGGCCACCAACGUCACCUGCCCCCCUGACAGCGACGUCUGCGCCGAGGCCCUGGCGGCCGUCACGUGGAGUCAUGGGCGGUUUGCUCUGGGUGGGCGUGGCUGUGGGCGGGGCCAGCCCGGGGCCCUCGCCCGGGCCCUGGAGCUUUUGGGGCUCGUGGUGUUCGAGCGGCGCCGUCACUGCGGGGGAGGGGCCUGCAACCACCACCUGCCCCUCGGCCAGCAGGGGGCGCUGCCCCUGCCCGCCAACAGCAGCGCUGGGACCCCCAACGGGCUGGAGUGUUUUGGGUGCCCCGAGGAGGGGCCCUGCCCCCCCACCAUGGUGGUCCAGUGCUACGGCGACCUGAGGGGCUGUUUCCAUGGCAACGUCACCCUCAGGAUGGGUAACGUGACGAUGUGGCGGGAGCUGCGCGGCUGCGUCCGGGACGGGAGCUGCUCCCGGGAGUGGCGCGGGGACGACGCGGCCUCGCUGAGCGGCUCCUGCUGCUCCGGCAACCUCUGCAACCGCCACCUGGCCGACAGGACCCUCUUCGACCCCGACCUGCCCCGCCUCGAGCUCCUCCCCCACGGACACGCCCCCACGGCCACGCCCAAGAUGGCCGACAACGCCACCGCCAAGAGCGAGGUGGUCGCCGCCACCGCCACCGAGGGGGGCAACGGGGUGGUCGACGAGGCCACCGGUGACGCCGGCAAGGCCACCGGUCGGCCCGGGGUGGACGCCGGGGGGAGGAGGGCGGCCGGGGGCAAGAUGGCUGAGGGGGGCGGUGGUAAAAUGGCCGCCGGGGGCAAGAUGGCCGCCGGUGACGGUGGCAAAAUGGCUGAAGGCGACGGUGACAAGAUGGCCGCCGGCGGCAAGAUGGCUGAGGGUGACAGAGGUAAAAUGGCCGCCGGGGACAAGAUGGCUGAAGGCGACGGUGACAAGAUGGCCGCUGGCGAUGGUGGCAAAAUGGCCGCCGGGGAGAAGAUGGCUGUGGGGGGCGGGGACAAGAUGGCUGCCGGGGACAAGAUGGCUGCUGGGGACAAGAUGGCCGGCGGGCGCCAAGGCCGCAAGGACGGGAUCAAAGGCCCGUCAGGGCAGGGCCACCCCCUGGAGGGGCCGGGCUGGCUCCUCCCCUUCCUGCUCUUGCCCCUCCUCCGUUAGGGCGGGGUCUCCUCGUGUGUCCCCUCCCCCAAAUAUGGGGGGGGAGGGGGGUCAAUAAAAGGUUGUGGUGGAA
Myiozetetes cayanensis is the source of this 1603-nucleotide messenger RNA. RefSeq names its product ly6/PLAUR domain-containing protein 3-like. The transcript has 7 exons. NCBI's taxonomy places the organism in Eukaryota, Metazoa, Chordata, Aves, Passeriformes, Tyrannidae. The record is from RefSeq and is a predicted model, not a curated record. The coding region runs from base 1 to 1530 and encodes 509 amino acids. Gene Ontology annotation, cellular component: plasma membrane.